Molecule: messenger RNA, 327 nt
Organism: Phytophthora nicotianae INRA-310
Lineage: Eukaryota; Oomycota; Peronosporomycetes; Peronosporales; Peronosporaceae
Exons: 3
Coding region: 1-327 (108 amino acids)
Source: RefSeq, a predicted model, not a curated record
AUGCCGACAUCCAUCCGUACAAAAGGCUCAACUCCGCUUUGCCACAUCGGCUGGAGCUGGAGGCUGCCGAUGUAUGCGUCGCCUUCUGAUAAGUCGGGCAAGAUCCGGAAGCUUCAAGAUGAGCAGCAAGUUCAUCUUGUGACCCGCGCCAGUAUCGUGAUCAGUUUUCCUUCGCGUUUGUAUGGUAUCCUAGCCAAGACAAACCUGUGCUUUGAAAGCACCAAGCAGGACACAUCGGGCGAGCUCGGAAUUCGCCAUCAUUGGCUGUGGCCACCGCGCCGCCGGAGCGUCCACAUCUCGCAGGAGCAAUGUUGCAGCAGCAAGUGA